CUAGUGGAACGCGCGUUCCAAAUUCAAAAUACGUUUAUGCGUGAAGUGUGCAUUUAGUGUUUUUUUUUCUGAUUAUUAUUUUUCAUUUAUUUUGUGGUACAUACAUUGAUAUACAUAAUAAAAUUAUUAUAAAAUAAAAUCCGUUCAUGAUAUAGACCAUAUAGUGCUCUUAAGAUGGCUUUCUCGUUAUCGAGGUUUGCAUUGCGUGUUGGUGCAUUUAAUUUAGAAAGGACUGCAGCUAUCCUGUCUACAAGUGCGUCUAGUCUAAAUAAGCAAGUCCACACGCAAGUCACAUGCAACGGCACGGUGUGUUACCUCCAAACCAUGGAGAGGGAAGUGGAGUUCGCGGAGAGGCUCGGCCUCCGCCGGUACAGCAAGCAGCACCGGUCAGAGGAGGCCAGGAGGAAAGCGGAGAGCGACAGCGACUCGGACUCCGAUACCGAGUGCGCGGGGUUAGAAAGGUCCGAGUUUUGGCGUCGAAAGAUGCGCACAGUGCACAACAUCCUGGAUGUAGAUAAGGAUGGUUUGAUCUCAUUCAAUGACUUCAUCCUCUUUUCUGAGAGGUUCAAGUCUUUGGGAAAUCUGGGUGAGGAACAAGCGAAGGAGUUUACUGCCAUUAUGAAGCUAACGUGGGAGGAGCAGUGGGGCGCGGUGGACCCGUACAACUACGUGACGGUGGAGCAGUACCUGCAGGACAUGCAGCACGUGCUGGCCGACCGGGCGCUGCGGCGGCGCGCGCACAAGUGGCUGCCCUAUCUGUUCAAGGCGGUGGACAAAGACAAGUCUGGAUACAUAUCAGUGAACGAGUUCAAAUUGUUCUACAAGUGCCUCGGCCUCAGCAACGACCACGCGGCGGUUGCCUUCGCUGUUAUUGAUAUCAAUGGAGAUGGAAAAUUGUCAUUGAAGGAAUUCGUAAAUCUCGGAAAAGAUUUCUUUUUCACAGAAGAUGAGACGAGGGUUUCCAAAAUGUUUUGGGGGCCAUUGAUCGAUGGUUGAAGCAUUAUUCAUAAUAAAUAUUAUAUAGGAAUUAUAAUUAAUCAGUGACGAUUGUAGAAUUAAGUAACUAGUAAAAUAUAAGCAUUAUAAUAAAAAUAUAAGGCGAAUCUCAAUAAAUUUCGAAA
Molecule: messenger RNA, 1121 nt
Organism: Zerene cesonia (dogface butterfly)
Lineage: Eukaryota; Metazoa; Arthropoda; Insecta; Lepidoptera; Pieridae
Gene: CBP
Product: sarcoplasmic calcium-binding protein
Exons: 6
Coding region: 175-996 (273 amino acids)
Biological process (GO): calcium import into the mitochondrion; mitochondrial calcium ion homeostasis
Cellular component (GO): uniplex complex
Molecular function (GO): calcium ion binding
Source: RefSeq, a predicted model, not a curated record